AUGGCUGGCCCAGGCAUCUUCAGCUUCUUGGAUCUGCCCCCACCGGAAGAGGAGCCGGCCCCGCAGAACGAAUCUCGAGAUUCCUCAGAUGAUAGCCCGGCCAUCCGGGAUGCGCCCACAGCAAAGGCCGCAAACAGCUUCUUCCCGACAAUAAGCACUGCCGGACUGCUCCAUGACUCUGACUCUGACGGUGAUGGUCUGUAUCUUCAGCAUCCCGGACAAGUGCCGCAGGAUGUACUGGCGGUGGCAUGUGAGCCCCCACCGGAGUCAUUCCCAGGGCUACCGACACAUGUGAUCCUCAAGGUUCUCUCCAUCGAGGGCCUUCCGGUACGCAAGGAAGAGCGGAAUGUUCCCGGCAGCAAAGGGCUGGGCUACUUCCUGGAGGGCAAGGACAUGAUCGACCGCAGCGGAGCCUCUGCGGCGAUCCUUCCGGAACCACAAAGCCGGCCUCCUGGCAGGCAUCGCUGUGCCGAGCCCCGCAUCUUUGCGGAGCUUUCGGGCGGCCACUGGGAGGCAGUCUGGGACCGCCCUGGUGAGGUGAGGGUAAAGCUCAAGGACGGCCAGGAUUCCGUGGUGGUUGGCAUUCUGCUGGGUCAAGAGGUCGUUGCGGUGACUGCAGAGUUGGACCUCACAGGAACCAUGCGACGGUUCUUCCAACCGCAGCAACUCUACAGGCCGGCAUUCAGCGGUGUUGCUCUUGGUCUGAUCGAGGGUGCAAGUGCAAAGUUGGCACUGGAGCUCUACCCGCCAGGGUCACAACUCCCUGGCCGGCCCGUGGAGCCCGAAAGGCCAAGCUUGGCUCCUGGGCCGCCCCAGGCCCAGGACGUGCCCAUCAGCGAUUGCCGGUUCUGUGACGGCUAUGGGCGCAGGAGCUGUGAUGGCUGCGGAGGGCAUGGUGUCCUUGUUUGCAGCACAUGCGAUGGCAUGCCGGCAUUGCCAUGUCCCGUGUGCCGUGGGCGUGGGACACUGCACGACAACUUGGAGGGCAUCGGCGGGCCGAGAAGCAGAAGAGCCCAAGACGGGGCCGUUUUGAGUACCGUCAAGGGACGACGAUGCCAGAACUGCUGGGGCGCCCCCUUGACCUGCAAAGAGUGCUUUGGCGCAGCAGCCUUGCGGUGUAAUGUCUGCAACGGUGCCGGCUGGUCAGCCGGCUCUGUGGAACUGAAGCAGAAGCAAGAGGAGGCCGUGGCCCUGCGAGAUGGGCAAAAUGCCGAGCUCGGAGAGGUGCUGGACCAGGAGUACUCAGCUGGCUUCUACACGGACAUCGAGUCCGAAUCUUUGCCUAAGGGCCUCAACGAGGACAUCGUCCGAAAGAUCUGGGAAAUCAAAGAAGAGCCCGAGUGGAUGCUGGAAUUUCGUUUGAAUGCUUUCAGGAAAUGGAAGCAGAUGAAGAUGCCAGAGUGGGCACAGCUUCAGAUGGAAGAAAUCGAUUUUCAGGACAUAGUGUACUACUCCAGGCCCAAAACGAAGAAGAAGAAGCAGAGCCUCGACGAGGUUGAUCCUGAGUUGCUUGACACCUUCGAGAAGCUCGGAAUCCCACUGACUGAGCAGAAGCGCCUGACCAACGUCGCGGUGGAUGCUGUGUUCGACAGCGAGAGCAUCGGGACCACCUUCCAGAAAGAGCUGGAAGAGGCAGGUGUGAUCUUCUGCUCUAUCAACGAAGCCAUCAAGGAGCAUCCAGAACUUGUCAAGAAGUACCUGGGAUCCGUGGUCCCAGUGGCUGACAACUAUUUUGCUGCUCUCAACAGUGCCGUCUUCAGCGAUGGCUCCUUCUGCUACAUCCCGAAGGGCACUACAUGUCCUAUGGAGAUCUCAACAUACUUCCGCAUCAACAACAAGGAGUCUGGACAGUUUGAGCGCACCUUGCUCAUCGCAGACGAGAGCAGCUAUGUCUCAUACCUGGAGGGAUGCACCGCCCCCAUGUUUGACUCGAAGCAGCUGCAUGCAGCUGUAGUUGAGCUGCAUGCUGCUGAGUCAGCAGAGAUCAAAUACUCCACGGUGCAGAACUGGUAUGCUGGAGACAAGAAUGGCAAAGGCGGCAUUCUGAACCUGGUCACAAAGCGUGGCAUGUGCGAGGGCAAGAAAUCCAAGAUCUCAUGGACACAGGUGGAAACUGGCUCGGCCGUGACCUGGAAGUAUCCGUCAUGCAUACUUAAGGGAGAUGACUCCAUCGGCGAGUUCUAUUCGGUGGCACUGACGAACAACUACCAGCAGGCCGUAUCAUCCGUAAUCUUGACUGAAGCUCGCAUGGUCACUGUGCUGAGCUGUCUUGUGCCCGGCUCAGACAGCUUGGCCUCGGACCCAGCUAUGCUGAGCUUCGAUGGCCUCCUCACCCAGGUCUACGAGGCCGGGGCGGAAGACGAAGAGGAGGCAGAAGAGUCGGCAGAGGCAGAAUUCCACGACAACCGGGGAGCCUCAAAGAGGAGAGAAGUUGAGGUCGCGUCACCGGCUCAGGCGCGAAGAAGAGAGCCGGAGCCAGACUACCCAAGUCCCAGUGAGCUCCAACUUCCUCACAGGUACCCAGUGUGGAGUGCCGGAGCCACUAGUUCUGCCAGGCUAAAGAGCAGCUCCAGUGCACCUGCUUUGCCGCGAGUGCGCUCUGCCAGACGAGGAGAGGAGUCGCUGCUGUCACCAUUGAUCGACGGCCCGGGUCAUCCCGCUGCACAGAGGCAAGCUGCCCACUGGAAACCUGUUCGCCGAAAACUUCCUCAGCAAGGGCAUCUUCGACCGCUCAGCCAUCUCAGGCGACUGGACACGCGGGAGGAUGCAAAGAAGUGGAUGCCUCCGAAGGUCCAGGGAGGUGGUGCUUGGGGUGGCAUCCUUCAGUCUCAGCAUCAGAGGCUUGCUGGAGUUCUGGCAAAGCAGCAUCAGGAGAUGAAGAAAAUGCAGCAACAGCUGGAAGUCCUGCAGCAGCUGAAUCGUUUGGGAAGCUACGUUGGGGGAGAUGCGAGGGUGGACGGUGCCGUGCAUAGCUAUAUGGUUGAGAUGGCGCCAAAGGUGGGCAGGAAGGCACCUUCUUGGAAGCCUCUGAGUCCGAUCCGCCGGUCGGCUCUGCCCGUCUUGCCCGAGGACGAGGAAGCGCGAGCCUCGCUUCCGGGAAGUCGUGGGCAAAGCUCCGAGGCCUCGGAAGAGGCUGAGGUGCUGGCAGAUCCUGCGCUGGAAGCCCAACAAGUUCCGGAGGAGGAGGAGGCCACAGAAGCCUCCGAGCAGAAGUUGGAAGCCGAAGGAGCUCCCGAGACAGAAGCAGAGGGAGUUCCAGCAGCCGAGGGACCGCUGGAGGGAGAGAUCGAAGUGUCGGUGCAAGUCACCCUCCCCUUGGACGAGGACGAGGAGGCGGCUUCCGUCCUACCGGGCCUCCAGCCGAGUGUCGAGGCCCAGCUGCCUUCCGAUGACGUGCUCGUGCCGGAGGAAGUGGGCUCACACAGUGACGGCGACGCGGUGGAGCAGCUUCGGAACUGCAGUGACUCAGAGGACGCGGCAUCCCCAAAGCAGGAGACGGCCAACGCUAGCUUUUUCAGAGGUGAGGCUCAAGCAUCGCUACUGGAACAGGCCGUCUCCAGCCAGAAGCAAGGCGCCCUACCCUUGGCUGGAGGCAGCUUCUCCGCCUCGUGGAUGCAGGAGCUGGAGGAAGCGGCUGCGCCUUAUGCCACCCUCUGCAGGGACACAACCGAUGUGCUUAUGGCAAAUUUGGGCAGCGUUGCAUCCAACUCCAGGCGGUCCUCAUUGGAAUCCCAGCUUCAUACAAGCCAUUACGGCCUGCCUUCCAAACAAGGCCACUGCGUGUUCAGCGGCGACCGCCGGCAGGAAGAGUUCCUGGGGCAGAUCGGAGCGACCGAGGAUGCGCCCCCGGAGCAGCCGGAGCCCGAGACGGAGAACACGCCGGAGCCUGGCGAGGAGGCAUCAGAGCAUGCUGAGGAAGAAGUGCCUCCAGAAGAGACCGAGGAAGCGAGUGUCGAGCUGAACCAAUCCGAGUUGCCUGCGCGUGAGGAGAUCAGCAUUCGCGGCAAAGACUGGUCGAUAUUGGCCGCGGAGUGUGAUGCCCUCCUUGCUGAGUGCAGGAGGCCACUUCCGGCAGACAGUGCGGCUGAAGCAGGCGGAGGAGGAACCGAAAUGGCAACACCCGUGCCGCCCGUGCCCACAGAACGCGUUGAGCAGGAGGACGACGCAUCACAGAUGAAAGAAGAUGCAACUCCUGCAGAAGCAGUUCCUGAGGACACCUGGGCCGCCGACACAGUGGGACUCGAGCUGGAUUUGUAG
This is a messenger RNA of Symbiodinium sp. CCMP2456, 4257 nucleotides long. The record is from the annotation of a GenBank genome assembly. Lineage: Eukaryota; Dinophyceae; Suessiales; Symbiodiniaceae.